AGUCACUCUUCUCUGGCCAGUUCCUAUUUCUUUUCCAUAGAUACAAUGCACAGUAGAGGUGAGCUAAUGCCAUGGAAUGGAGGAAUCAGAGCGGACCAGUGACUGAGUUUGUGCUGCUGGGCUUCCCUGCACCAGCCCCUGUGAGGGCACUGCUAUUUUCACUAUCUUUGCUGGCUUACUUGCUGGUGCUGACUGAGAAUUCCCUUAUUAUAAUAGCUGUGAAGAGCCACAGCACCCUCCACAAGCCCAUGUACUUUUUCUUGGCCAAUAUGUCCUUCCUUGAGAACUGGUAUGUCACAGUAACCAUCCCCAAGAUGCUGGCUGGCUUUGCCACAGGGGAGUCAGGGGCUGGGCAGCGCAUCUCGUUCUCAGGCUGCAUGACACAGCUGUACUUCUUUCUGGGCCUUGGUUGCACUGAGUGUGUUCUCUUAGCAGUCAUGGCCUACGAUCGUUAUGUGGCUAUCUGUCACCCUCUCCGCUACCCGGUCAUUGUCAGUGGUAGGCUCUGCGUCCAUUUGGCAGCUGGAUCCUGGGCUGGAGGCUUUGGUAUUUCCAUGGUCAAAGUUUUUCUCAUCUCCCGCCUCUCCUACUGUGGCCCUAACCUCAUUAAUCAUUUCUUCUGUGAUGUUUCACCACUACUUAACCUCUCAUGUACAGAUAUGUCCACAGCUGAGCUCACUGAUUUUGUGCUGGCUAUCUUCAUCCUUUUGGGUCCUCUCUCUGUCACUGGGGCCUCCUAUGUUGCCAUCGCAGGGGCUGUGAUGCGUAUUCCUUCAGCUACUGGCCGCCAAAAAGCCUUCUCCACCUGUGCCUCCCACCUCACUGUGGUCAUCAUAUUCUAUGCAGCCAGCAUCUUCAUCUAUGCCCGGCCCAAGGCAUUAUCAGCUUUUGAUACCAACAAGCUGGUCUCUGUGCUCUAUGCUGUCAUUGUGCCUCUACUCAAUCCCAUAAUUUACUGUUUGCGUAACCGGGAGGUCAAGCAGGCCCUGAGCCAGACCUUGCAUCUUCACCACAACUGGGGAGAAAGUUCCAGAAAAUCUGGCAGGUAAAGCAAGGAAUAAGAUAGAGGGAGAUGAUCAGGGCAUGUAUAUAGCUGCUCUCUAUAAUAGUCAAUGAAGCCAAAAGCUGAGAAUAAGUGCCCUACUAUUGACAAAAGCCUCCUAAGUACCAUGGAAUAAAUGAGAAAAUUCAUGGAGGCAAGAUGCUUGCCCAAAUUCAAGCCUGGGUGUCUAUAGUCUAGGGCUAUGAAAGCCUGCAUGGAGGCAGUUUAGUGGUAUUUCCCAUAAGACCACUGAAAUGUUGUUUGUUGAAUGGGCUGUGUCCUGGUAGAAGAAUAAGGGCAAAGGAAAGAAUGAGCAGGAAAGAAUGACUAUAUUAGAACAUCCAUGCUUUUAAAUAGCUCUUCUAAAAGAAUUUCUAUUCCUAUGACUAUCUGUAUCCUUUUUUCAAUAUAAGGGAAGUUGGAAGGAGAGAAUUUCUUGGAAAGGGGUUAAUAUAAGGCAACAUUAUGGGGAAAAUUUAAGAAAAAAUGCACAACCCAUGUUUAAGAAAUUAAAAUUUACAGUAAUAACUACCAAUUUCAUGUCCAGAACAAAUGCCAAGAAACCUGUCUUCAAAUCAGUUGUAUGCAUGUAUGUAUAUAUAUAUGCAUAUAUAUAUAACAUAUAGACAUAAUAUGUCUCUAUGUGUAUAACAUAAAGAAUCUGAACCAACUUAAAGAUACUCCUAAAAACCUACUAUUAGGAGUAGGGCAGAGCAGGUCAGGUUGUGAAGGAAUUUAUUUGGAAAGAAAGGAAGAAGCCACUAUAGAAUAACUAACUAUUUGUUAUAACCAGUUGCUAAACUUGGUUGUUUCUAUGCUUCUAAAGAAAUGAAAAUGCAGAAGAUGCACUGUGGGAAGAUGGUAGAGUAAGGCAUGAAGCUUUCUUACCUUCAUAAAACCCUCCACAAACAACCAAAAGUAACUUCAUAAAAUCAAAAUUAAAAGCAGCAAAAACAGAUAGUAGUCAACAGUGAAGCUGCCAAGGACAACUAGGAAAGAAGGUUUCUGACUUUCUUGGCCUCAGUACCACCACAGUUGCCCUUGGGGGUCAGGAACAGAGAAACAGAGAGAAUCCACAAAGCAGCACUGGAGGACAGGAUUAGCAGCCUGAUCCUGUUUGCUGAGCCUGAGGAACCCACAUCCCCAAGGUUACCACUGGAAUCUGAAUUCACAUGCUGAGGACCUGUGUCUAUGGUAGCCUUAGCUCCACUUCAGAAUCUCUAGCUGGCUAACAGUUGGGGACUGAAGGAAGGGAUACAUCAGAGUUAGCAGGUUCCAGGUCCUAAGGGCAGGAAUUCUAGCUUCUUUGCUAAAAAAUGAGGGACUUUGGAGACAUGAGAAAUGCAGACUAGGGCAAUGGUAGGAGAGGAUUGAAAAGGAGCACACAUUAGUGAGUAUGGUUGCCAAGGGAUUGGGGCUCCAUUAGCUGUACUCAUUCCCAGAACAGUGGAAUCCCUGGUUGUUGCCACAAGAGAAUGUGGGCUGACUGCUUGUAUUUGUAUUAGCAGAACUGCCUGAAGGCUCUUUGGAGUACCUGAGGUCAAUCACAGAUUAGGUACUGAGCAGGGGACUAGGAGUACAUCAGGACCACAAAAAUGGCAAUAACCAAAUACAAUCCAGGAAAAAAACAAAUAAAAAAUCCUAAAACCUAAAAUAAUAUACAUCAACCCAAUAGGAAUCCUGGGACUCCAGAAAAAAUCCAAUAAUUAAGCCUAUUUGUCUGGUCACUAAAAUUUAAAAUAAAUGAAUAAAAAUGAACUAGAAAAGAAGAAAGGACCCAACUAUCAAUAGCUAUUGUGGAGACAAAGAAGAUUUUGUCUCAAAUUCAGAGAAGAAUGAAGUAAAACCACCUAUUUCAAAAACAGCAAAGAAAUAAAAUAAAUGACCACAAGUUCAAAAAAAGUCUUUGGAAGAGAUUAAAAAACCAAAUGAGAGAGGUAGAGGAAAUAUUAGAGCAAAGCAAGAAA
Monodelphis domestica (gray short-tailed opossum) is the source of this 3009-nucleotide messenger RNA. The record is from RefSeq and is a predicted model, not a curated record. NCBI's taxonomy places the organism in Eukaryota, Metazoa, Chordata, Mammalia, Didelphimorphia, Didelphidae.